UUGCCUGCAAACGUGAGCAGUCCGUACACAGUUUGUCGUCUUCAUGCUCGUACCUCUUACGCCCUGUCAGUGGAAGCCGACAACGGGUUUGGCAAGUCUCCACCGGCUCGAAAAGUAUUUUUCACUGAUGAGACCGUUCCAUCUGGAGCUCCAGCACACAUUGAUGUGAAACCUGCAGUUGGUGCACCGUCGAUCACCGUUUCCUGGAGAAAACCGAGCAAUGCCACAGGCCACAUCACCCGAUAUCAUCUUUACCACAAGGUGCAUGGCCAUGCGAAGUGGAAAGUCGAUCACCUGAGUGUCACCCGACCCGAGCAGACCUCAUAUAAAUUCGAGUUGAACGGACUCGAGCCGUCUACGAAAUACCACUUUCGGCUAUCGGCGUCAAGCACGAAAGGUGAAGGACAGCGAAGUGUCGAACACGUGGUGAUGACUGAUGUCCCAGUCGCACAAUCACGGAGCACUCAUGCCUCUCGUGGUCCCAACGAUGAACCCUUUCCAGUGCCAGCUGCACCAGAAAUCUCUUCACUGACCUUUGACUGCAAAAAUGGCAUCCUCCUGCAGUGGAAUUCCAACGAAGGGCAGAGCUGUGAAGUGGAGAUCACUAACGAAACAAGCACAUUACGAUUUAACACCAGCGCUUCG
Ostertagia ostertagi is the source of this 645-nucleotide messenger RNA. The record is from the annotation of a GenBank genome assembly. Lineage: Eukaryota; Metazoa; Nematoda; Chromadorea; Rhabditida; Trichostrongylidae.